AUGGGAGAACACAAGUCGAAGGCUCUGUUCCAGCAGAUCGAGUCCGGUCUCAAGGAGAUGUCCGACAAGGAGAAGAAGGACAUCAUCAAGAAGACCAACGGUAUCUUCGAGAUGCACAUCAAGCAGGGCAGCGACGAGCUCGUCUACACCAUUGACCUCAAGAAGGAGGGUGCCGCUUACGAGGGUAAGGCCAAGCAGAAGGCCGACGUCACCAUCACCACCUCCGACGAGACCUUCAUGCAGAUGGCCGACGGUCAGCUCAAUGGACAGAAGGCCUUCAUGAGCGGUAAGCUCAAGGUCAAGGGAAACAUCAUGCUUUCCACGAAGCUCGAUUCUGUGUUGAAGUCGCAGAAGGCCAAGUUGUAA
Messenger RNA from Microstroma glucosiphilum, 366 nucleotides. RefSeq names its product sterol-binding-like protein. Bases 1 to 366 code for a protein of 121 amino acids. NCBI's taxonomy places the organism in Eukaryota, Fungi, Basidiomycota, Exobasidiomycetes, Microstromatales, Microstromataceae. Gene Ontology annotation, cellular component: cytosol. The record is from RefSeq and is a predicted model, not a curated record. The transcript is spliced from 5 exons.